UGCUCGAGUAAGUGGCUAUUUGCAUAUUUAUUACGGUGUGUGCGUUUUUUUUUCUCCCUCCCUCCUCACUGUUUUUCACUCGGAGGUGAAGCCGAUUUCAGCACCGGAGCUGUCCGAGACUGACGGAUGCUGCUGCCGCGUGAACAGAUGAUGCUCAGCUAGAGCUGCUGAAACUCUCUCUCUCUCUCUCUCUCUCUCUCUCUCUCUCUCUCUCUCUCUCUCCCUCUCUCUCCCUCUCUCCUCUUCUCUCCCUUCCUCGCUCCUCUCCUCCACACGCACAAAACGCUCUGUCAUGGCGUCUUCCAACCAUGUUACCCCCACCAACUGUAGCUGGUGGCCCAUCUCAGCCAUGGAUGAAGACGGCAAAAUCACAGACGGGGAGGAAUGCGAGGAACCGACGGCAGAGCCCAAACCCUUCAAUAAAGACAGGCUCGUUUUGUACCACUGGACGCAGUCUUUCACCUCCCAAAAGGUACGUCUAGUCAUUAACGAGAAGGGGCUGGUCUGUGAGGAGAGGGAUGUGAGCUUGCCGCUGCAGGAGCACAAGGAGCCCUGGUUCAUGAGGCUGAACCUGGGCGAGGAGGUGCCCGUCUUUCUCCACGGAGACACCAUCAUCAGUGACUACAACCAGAUUAUAGAUUACCUGGAGAAGAACUUUGUGGGAGACACGGUGGCUCAGUUGAUUCCUGAUGCAGACUCGCCUCUCUACGAACGUGUGCAGCAGUACCGCCAGCUACUGGAUGGUCUGCCCAUGGACGCUUACACACACGGCUGCAUCCUCCAUCCAGAACUCACCACUGACUCUAUGAUCCCAAAGUACGCCACCGCAGAAAUACGUAGACACCUGGCCAACGCUGCGACGGAGCUGAUGAAGUUGGACCAUGAGGAGCCACAGCUGACAGAACCAUACCUGUCCAAGCAGAAGAAGCUCAUGGCAAAAAUCUUGGACCACGAUAAUGUGAACUACCUGAAGAAAAUUCUGGGGGAGUUAGCCAUGGUUUUAGAUCAAGUGGAGGCUGAACUGGAGAAAAGGAAACUAGAGUAUCAAGGUCAAAAGUGUGAGUUGUGGCUAUGUGGACCUGAAUUUACACUAGCUGAUAUCUGCCUCGGAGCCUUGUUGCACAGGCUCAAGUUCUUGGGACUUUCUAAGAAAUACUGGGAGGACGGCAGCCGACCCAACCUGCAGUCCUUUUUUGUGCGUGUGCAAAAACGCUACGCUUUCCGCAAGGUCUUGGGCGACAUCCACACGACCCUCCUGUCCGCGGUCCUACCCAACGCCUUCCGGAUGGUAAAAAAGAAGCCGCCGUCCUUCUUCGGGGCCUCGUUUCUCAUGGGCUCCCUGGGAGGAAUGGGCUACUUUGCCUACUGGUAUUUAAAAAAGAAAUACAUGUAGUGAAUGCCCUCUUGUUGUGUUAAAUGUCUGUGUAUUUGUGUGAUGUUUCAACUUUUCUGUAAUGUUUUAUGACUGCAGGAAAACAUAAUGAAUCUAUAUAGAGAACACUAUUACUUACCUGGGUGAACAAAGAAAUAUUAAAACAUUCCAUAAUAAGAAAUUCUUGACAGCACAUUUUCUGGUAAUCAAGGCCUUCAUCAAGUUUAAUUUCUGGCAACUUGCAGCUCUUGUGCCUGUAAGUCCUUGUUUAACUCUUGUUGGAGGCAUGCAUCAGGUCCACAUACUGAAAACUUCAACUUCAAAAGUAGAAACCCAGACAAAAUGUUAAACACAGUAACACAAACAGGGGUUAACUGACCUUCGCAUGCCACUAUUAUCGUCAUUAUUCAUACCUGCUCUUCACUCCUCCAUCAACCUGAGGUUUAACUAGUAAAACCACAGGGAAAUGUACAUGACAAAUACUCUCUGAUAAUUGCUGUGCUGCCAGAAACUGCCAGACGAAAUGAAGGAUGGAGGCUAACUUUAAAGGAACAGUUUCACAUUUUGGGAAAUAGACUAAUUUGCUUUCUUGCUGAGACUCAGAUGAGCAUUUCGAUAUUCGAAUUCGAUAUUACUCGCAUGUCUGUUGUUUAAAUAUGAAGCUACAGCCAGCAGCCGGUUUAACUGUAGCUUACCAUGAAGACUGGAGCUAGCUUGGCUUUACCAGCAUUUCUAGAGCUCAAUAAUGAACAUGCUACAUCACAUUGGACAAAAACUGAAAUGUAAUAGCAACAAGUUGUGGUGGAGCCUGAGCUUCAGAUGUGCUGGUAGGUGGACUGUUGUUAUCUUUUGACAGUGCCAGAAUAGCUGUUUCCUAACUCCAUUUUGUGCCUGUCAGAUCUUUGAUAAACUCAGAAGAUUGUUUAACAAAAUGUACUACGAUGCAUUCUGAAGGUUUUUCCAGAUUCUUCAAAGAUUUCUAACCAUCUGGAUGUAAAAAUAUUCCGUCUGCUGCACAAUUUUAAAAGAUUAUUCCUCAGGCUGUGCUUACACACACAGGUAAGCAUCACAGUAUUACAUUACAACAACCAGAUGAUACAAUAAGAAAAAAAACAUGAGAGAAAAAGAAAGGAAAAAAUAAAUAAAUCAGGCUGUGUAAUAUGAAAUUUAGGGCUAUUUAAAAUGUAAUCCUUGGUAUCACAAGAGGCAGAGAUACAGAUAUAUUGCAUCUUUAAAGCAGUUAUUAAGUUAGAAGUUCCCCAUUUAAUACAGCACUUGUCUAAUCUACCCAUCAAGGAAAAAGAAACUUUUUAAUAUGCAGCCACUCUAGUUAUCAGGAUCUGUCAAUGCACUGACAGGCCUUACACUUUAUGCAAAACAAAUGUAAAAUAUUCAUGUUAUUCUGUAUGAAAAAUGAAAUAUUGGAAAGAAACAUCAGUAUAUACCUAUCAAUAUAACUGAUAACAUUUUCCAUUUUGAUUUUAUUGU
Molecule: messenger RNA, 2860 nt
Organism: Thunnus maccoyii (southern bluefin tuna)
Lineage: Eukaryota; Metazoa; Chordata; Actinopteri; Scombriformes; Scombridae
Gene: gdap1l1
Product: ganglioside induced differentiation associated protein 1-like 1
Exons: 6
Coding region: 293-1393 (366 amino acids)
Source: RefSeq, a predicted model, not a curated record